Pichia kudriavzevii is the source of this 921-nucleotide messenger RNA. RefSeq lists its product as uncharacterized. The transcript has a single exon. NCBI's taxonomy places the organism in Eukaryota, Fungi, Ascomycota, Pichiomycetes, Pichiales, Pichiaceae. Gene Ontology annotation, cellular component: cytoplasm; mitochondrion. The record is from RefSeq and is a predicted model, not a curated record. Bases 1 to 921 code for a protein of 306 amino acids.
AUGGAUUGUUUUCUCUCUCUUCUUGGUUGGCAAGGUCAAAAGUGCAAAGAAAAAUUCAAACAUAGACACACACAUACAUAUAGGAUGCCUCUAUCAAGACCGUCUCUCAAACAAGUCACCUCUUUGUUGAACAAGCUGUAUCCCCUCAAGUAUGCAGACAAUUCCUGGGAUAAUACGGGACUCUUGAUCGAUGCCUCUGUUGCUACCUCAAAUGAGAAACCAAGGCUUUUAUUAGCUAUAGACCUCACUGAAGCUGUUGCACAGGAAGCUAUUGAUCAAAAAUGUAAUGUCAUUGUUGCGUACCACCCUUUUCUAUUUCGUAAGUUCAACAGGAUCAGUCCUGAAACCAACCCACAACAACGCACUCUUGUCAAACUGCUACAACAUGAGAUCAGCGUCUAUUCGCCACACACUGCAGUUGACGCAGCUGCUGGUGGUGUCAAUGAUUGGCUCGUAGAAGGAGUUUCCAAGGGCUCAGAGUUUACUAGCGAAGUCAUCAUCAGAGAUGAAUCUAACGUUGAAGGCGUUGGAAUGGGAAGACUGGUUACACUCAAGAGUCCUGUAUCUAUUCUCGAAAUAGUGUCACGGAUUAAAGUCUCGUUGGAUCUAGACCACGUUCAAUUAGGGACUAGGAACAUCAACCAAAUGGUUUCAACGAUUGCCAUUUGUGCCGGUAGUGGAAGUAGUGUAUUCUCGGGUGUAGAUGCAGACUGUUACUACACUGGCGAACUAUCACACCACGAACAACUGGCAUACGUAGAGCAAGACAAGAGUCUCGUUAUUUGUGGUCAUUCCAAUACUGAACGUGGUUUCCUUUCUGUCAUGGCUGCAAAAAUUGCAGAAAAUGUUCAUGAGCUAGAAACUGGUGCAGACUCUAUCCUUGUCUCCAAAACCGACUGUUCCCCUUUCCAAACAGUCUAG